Messenger RNA from Triplophysa dalaica, 5022 nucleotides. RefSeq names its product zic family member 4 (gene zic4). Gene Ontology annotation, cellular component: nucleus. The record is from RefSeq and is a predicted model, not a curated record. The transcript is spliced from 2 exons. The coding region runs from base 2723 to 4312 and encodes 529 amino acids. Gene Ontology annotation, molecular function: DNA-binding transcription factor activity, RNA polymerase II-specific; RNA polymerase II cis-regulatory region sequence-specific DNA binding. Gene Ontology annotation, biological process: regulation of transcription by RNA polymerase II; central nervous system development. Lineage: Eukaryota; Metazoa; Chordata; Actinopteri; Cypriniformes; Nemacheilidae.
UUUGUGUUGUAAGGACGAAAUUAAUUGGGUGAUGGAAUCUCUCGGUAUUUUUACCGAACAAAAUAAACAGUAAAAAUAUGUAAUGAUUUGUUAUGCAUACAUACGUUGUGUAUGCAACAGCUAAAUGAACCAAAAAGAUGUGUUGGGCUUGGUGCAUGAGAUAGAACUCUUUUCUGCGAAAUGAACUGCGUAAAAAUGUGGUAAAACGGAAAAGCACGCCGAUUGGCACUAUAUAGAUUUCAUAACUUUGAUACAUAAACAAAGUUCCGCCGUAUGACUGUGCAAAAGACUUUGAAUUCAUGUUAAAACAUAAUAGCUGUAACAUAUAAUUUCAUAUUUAACUUUAAUGCUUUUUUGGUGCGUAAUUGUUCUAUUCAGUGAUUUAAGUUAGUUAGUUUAAGUGACUACUUUUGUUUGCAUAUUUGAUUUCCCUCUGCCACAAGUAAAGUAGCUUGUGACGAAACUUUUUGUGCUAAAGAUAUGCCUGAAGAAUGAAACUACGACUUAUUAGACCAUGAGCCCUAACCAUUCAUAGUUCACCAAAUGUUUACUUAUUUAUGACAUGGAUGGAGUUGCUUUGUCACCAUAGGCCUGACAGAUUACAUUCAUGAGGUCUCUCAAGGGAAUUCAAGGUUCCCAGAAUAAACAAUAUAAUGCAUCUUGGCUAUAAUCAAAAUGAAGUCAAUGUGAAAAAUGCCACUUUAGUAGCUUUUAAUAUUUGUAUGAUAAUAUUUAUGUUAUAAAAACUAAUCAAUUCUAGGUCGACAUUUGACACGAUCACAAUAUCACUGCGGUUCACUAAGGAAUGUUUAUUGCUGCAUCCAAAGAAAUGAUGCCGCGCCUCAAGUCUUCGAUGUGAUGCAUAUGUGAACGCAAACAUACAAAACGUUUCACGCCACGCACCAGUGUGGAGUCGGGUGGGAGGGUCAACUGUUUCCAUUUGAAUCAAUACACAUUAUCAUUAAAUUAAUAUGAUUACGCUCUCUUAUAUACUGUUUCUAUACUUGAACGUACAAUCCUUCUGAUACAGUUCUGCACAUUAUAUUUUGCAUAAAUCGAAUUGUAACUUACUGACAUUCUUUUGGGUCAAAUCACCGAAAACGUACUAUACGUCCUUAGCAUCCUCGAGAUGAUUUAGGUUGCAGUUACGUGUGUAUUUAAGUAAAUACUAUUUUUUGAAAAAUUAAGUGUGAAUAAUCACAUGGACUACUGGAAACUUGCUCUUUUGAUCACAACUUUACUAGAACCAAGAUUUCGAGAAGUCUGCAAAUGCAAAAGAAGAAAGUGCAAAACUUGCGGAAACAGGGAGGCAAAGGAAUUUAACACAAACACUCGCUUUAAAAGAAGUACAUUAUUGUGUAAAAAUGCUUACCCUGUUUUCUAAACUUUGUUGAUAACUUAGGCCUACAUUGAUACAAUAGUACAUAAAUGGGAUACACCAAUUUUUAGCCUAUAAAAACAUUUGAACUUUUCCUGUGUUUUCACAGCAAAAAAUAAAACACAUUUUCCAUACAGGCACUCACUGACCACAUAUCAAAGUAUUUCCUUAAAUGCUUUUGCGAGGAAUGUCUUCCUUUAGACCGAGCUAAAAAAUGUGCUCAGACGGUGGGGAUUAUUCUUUUCAAGGUUUUACUAUAAAGAAUAAAAAGCCGGUUCCAGUUUGAUGAUUGCAUUUUAUUUGUUUAGGCCUAUAUGAUAUUAUUAAUUAAACGAGUGUUUAUUAUACGAGAAACAAUUAACAGUAGUCCGAUACUUUUUCCAAGAUUAAACUAUUUUAAAUUCUACAUAACAUUUACACUGGCUGCCCUGCCAAGAUUCUUUGCUUUGCUGCCCCGUUCACUUUUGAUGAAGCACCACCUCCUGUGUGCCUGAUCCGCCACUGCUGAACAACUGAGGCCGAAAAUUACCCCCGAUCAUAACAACAGGUCUUUUGCGUUACUUAUUUUCUCCGGACAAUAGGCGCCCUUCGCGCUUUUCACAAGACACCGAUCCCAUGACGACGCAGAGCAUGGUUAGAGAAAAAAAAUCUUAACAAAGGGUUAAAUACAGAAACAUCGGAGCCUGAGUAGACAGCAUAAAAUUGACAACGUCAACUUUGUACUAACAGUCGUUUCCGGGAAUAUUGUGUAUCCUACUCGCGCGCGGAUGUUUUUGGUGAACCGACUAUGUAACGGUAUAAAUAUUUAGUGCUUGCAAAUCCAUUCGGUUCUGAAUCCUAUAGCAGUAUGGAAAAUGCACUCGCCUCAAAGCGCGUUGCAGACUUUCCACCGUUGCAAUAUACAUAAAGAUUGCAUCGCUUCGAUGUAACUUGGGAUCGCAGUUAAAAGUACAAUAACCUUUGCAUAAGAAAAACAUUUUUUUUUUCAUCUACUGCCUGAAGCUCGACGCAUGCGCUCUAGUUGUUUGCUGUCACUAAAACAUUUUUCUUCACAUUGGAAGCUGUCACGAGUGACGUCAAUCACAGAGCUCUGACCAAUUAGAACGCUCGGUGAUUGUUUGGCUCCACGGGCUGCAGCGCCUACCAUGAAUCUCUAUUCAGUAUAUCAAAGCGUCCUGCUGCUGCCUCUCAACCGAAUGGGAUUCCACGUAGGCACUGAGAUAGCAACUAAACUUUAGGGAAGUAGGUUUUUUUCGUCUGUAUUUUUCAAAGCGAUUAAAAUAUAUUUGUCAUCAUCAUUAUUAUUAUUUUGCCUGCUGUCAAGUUAUUCUAAAAUUAGGAGUAAUGAGCGUGGAUGCUUUGGGAAGCCCUGUGAUGGACCCCGCGUUUUCCAAACGGAACACGACGCUGAGAUUAGUUGACUUGGCAGGGGCUCACCACCAUCACCAUCAUCACCACCAUACCCCUCAGAGCGUGACAGGCUUCCCGGGGUUUAGCAGCCAUCCACACUCAAUGGCUCACUCGCACCCUGGGGAGAUGACUGCGGAACCCCGCCUGGGGCCGAGUCCAUUCGGGCCAGAACACAUGGGGCACUCCGCGGCCCUCAAAAUCAGCCCAACCCAUCAUUAUCCCCACCACCAUCACCACCACAAUCAUCAUAUUGCAGGCCACACUGAAGUGGUCUCCAGUCAAACGGGAGCUUUUGGCCCGGUGCAGGCGACUACGGUCCCGUACUCCAUGUCUCACACGGCCCAGGCGUUAUCCGCAGGUAGGGAUUUCCUCAUUCGACGAGAUUUGACAGCUCAAGCUAUGCCCGUGCUGACCGAUCAGACUUCUGGUGCAGGCUCUCACCACGGAAUGUUUGUCUCAACAACAGGUAGCUAUCCGGGACACUAUGGUCAUCACCCCGACCCUGGGAACCAUACUCUCUUCCCUGGACUUCAUCACGAACAGCCAUCUAACGGAGCACCAGGUGGCCAAGCCUUGAACGGACAAAUAAGGUUAGGAAUACCUGCCGAAAUGUACGUUAGGUCUGAUCAUUUGAGUCAAGUAGCGAGCUCCAGGGCAGACCCGUUUGCCGGUUCUCCUCUGCACGGAUACGGGGGACUCAAUCUGAACAUGAACCUCAGCGCACACCACCAUGGAGCCGGUGCUUUUUUCCGUUACAUGCGACAACCGAUCAAGCAAGAACUCAUCUGCAAGUGGUUGGAACCGGAGCACUCCGUCAAGAAACUUUGCUCUAAAACUUACAGCACCAUGCACGAACUGGUGACGCAUGUGACUGUCGAGCACGUCGGAGGACCAGAGCAAGCGAACCAUAUCUGUUUUUGGGAAGAAUGUCCACGAGAGGGAAAGCCGUUUAAAGCAAAGUACAAACUCGUGAAUCACAUCAGAGUGCACACCGGAGAGAAACCGUUUCCCUGUCCGUUUCCUGGCUGUGGAAAAGUAUUUGCCCGAUCGGAAAACUUGAAAAUCCACAAGAGGACUCAUACAGGUGAAAAGCCUUUUAAAUGUGAGUUUGACGGCUGUGACAGACGGUUUGCCAACAGCAGUGAUCGAAAAAAGCAUUCCCACGUGCACACCAGCGAUAAGCCGUACAACUGCAAAGUCAGAGGUUGUGACAAAUCGUACACGCAUCCCAGCUCUUUGAGAAAACACAUGAAGGUGCACUGCAAGUCUCCACCUCCGAGUUCGGGUUACGAAUCAUCGACUCCAUCUCUUGUUUCUCCUUCAUCGGACUUGGGACGGGAGCCAGCUCCCUCCACGCUCUCCGAGCCUCUCUCACAAUCGUCCCAGGCGGCAAAUUUAAGCGAAUGGUACGUGUGUCACAGCUCCGGUGCCAGUGGCCCUCAGACCCCACCCAGCGGUUCAUCCACACCGGGCCAUACAGAUGGGCCGCCGUACGGCAAUGUUGAACGAAGGGACGCCUUCUAGCAAAAAGACAGCCCUCUAAUAUUCCCUUUUUGACAAUUUCUUAUUUUUGGACUGAAUGGCCACAGACUGACGCCAAGUCAAUUUAAAGAGUAGGCUUGCUCAAUUUUGAUGCCUUACUGAAGGAUGCACUGGCCCCUGACAGCUGAUGUCACUGCCUAAACACCAAUCGAUUAAAAAAGUCACGAGUGUCUAUGUUUUUAAAUAGAGUACUGAUCGUACGCAUGUUGCUGUAUUAUUUUGUAAAUUCAUUUUUUUAAUUUAUUUUUAUUGGUAAAUAAUUUCAUUUUCUAUUAUUGAACCAAAGUGCUUAAUUAUUAAAUUGUACAUAUGUAGAUGAUGACGUUUUAAUGUCUAUGUGUGAACGGUAAUUUUGUAACGUUUGGUCUUUCAGCAUUUUUAAAAUGUUUGCUACUAUACUUUGUACAAAAUUGGUAUAUGGGAUUAUUUGAGUUUCAUAAAGACGUAGACUUUUCCUCUUUUUGUGCUUUCUCCAGCCGAGCCAAUUUGAUGGAAACAGUGUUAUUGUAUUUGAUAUGACGUUUCAUUUAUGAUUAAUCAUUAAUCUAUGUGGUUAUUUUGUGAUUUUGUAAAACCUGUCAGCAAUCAAUUUUUAUGAAAAUUAUGAAUUAUCAGCAGAGACCUUAAAUUGUGUACCGAAAUGCCUUGUACGUUGUCAGUAUUUUGAAUAAACUGUGUAUGACGCAAAGCAA